Messenger RNA from Pieris brassicae (large cabbage white), 1733 nucleotides. RefSeq names its product kelch-like protein 22. Lineage: Eukaryota; Metazoa; Arthropoda; Insecta; Lepidoptera; Pieridae. Gene Ontology annotation, cellular component: nucleus. The transcript is spliced from 7 exons. The coding region runs from base 786 to 1718 and encodes 310 amino acids. The record is from RefSeq and is a predicted model, not a curated record. Gene Ontology annotation, molecular function: protein binding. Gene Ontology annotation, biological process: regulation of transcription by RNA polymerase II.
CUAACAAAUUCAAACGUAACAAAAAACAACAAAACGUAACAACAGUAACAAUAAUAUUAAUGGCGCGACUGUACACGGGAUGUGCGCGGGGCGUCGUAUGGGUGCGGGGGAAGGAAUGCGACUGGAGAGCCAAUCGACACUACGCGCGCCCGCUCUUCAUUCCGCUAGCCCCCCUCAGAUACCUUAUUUUUUACUUCUGCGCAAUAACGGUCAGCGCUAGAGUUUCGUGCCACUACUUGUACCAGUAGUAAAAAGUAACGUAAAGGACGUUAGCGUACUACAAAAAUGUUGCCACAUACAUAAAUUCUUAUAGAUAAAAUAAUAUAGAACAUAAUAUGUAUAUUUUAAGUGUGUUUCUAUGACACGUGGCUAGUUAGUAUUCAUCGAGUAUUUUUAAGUAUAUCACAGAUAGAGAGAAGAGAUCACAUUAAAGUAUUGGCGCGUAAGUUAGAAAGAUAAAGAUAUAGUCCUUAGGAAAAAAACAUAUAUUAUUCAGCUUAUUCAACAUAUUUGUCGGGCUUAAACCAUUAAUAAUCCUAUUUAAAAGCUGUAUCGGUAUGUUUUCAGUUAACAAUUUACAUUAUUUUUUAGUACCGUAAUGGAGCUAUAUGUCUCAAAGGUUCUCUGUGGGUUGCCUCGAUGUCAAUUAUCAGUGCCAUUCAUGUUCUAAUACACAAUCUGGGUUCUAAUGUUAUUGCUAGAUAUAAAUAAAUACGUUUAUUGACUACUUUAAUAUAUAAGGAUAUUACUGUAGUAGGGUAUUAUUUAAUAAGUGCAAAUUUAUAAUGGAUAUUAGCGAAAACACCCAUGUCAAAUAUUCACUAUCAUGGAGUGACCAUUUGCAAGCAGUUUCUAAUGGAUUAUGUUCUCUACAGCAGAAUGAAGAAUUAGUAGAUAUGACAUUAGCCGCUGAUGGACAUUAUGUUAAAGUACAUAGAGUAAUCAUGGCAAUGGCGAGUCCUUACAUUAAAGAUCUAAUUUGCUCUAUUAAGUGUAACCAUCCUGUUAUAUUUUUAAAUAAUCUAAGCUAUAAUACCUUAACAUAUAUUUUAGAGUACAUAUAUGUAGGAGAAGUAGACAUACCAUCAGAAUUUAUGGAUGAAUUUUUGAUAGCUGCUAGGUCUCUACAUAUUAAAGGAUUGAAAGAUGUUGAUAUGAAAGAUAAAAACAUUAUUAUUGUUCCCGAAAAAGAUACAAAUGUGGACCAAGUAAGGAUAAGUAAGUGUUACACAGAAGCUGCAACAAAAAAAGAAAGAGAAGUAUUGGAUCUAGAACUUAUAAAAGAAAAUAUAAAGGAAUCAAUGACAGAAUCUAUAGAAAGUUUAGAAGUUGAGACAAUUGAGGAAGAUGGAGAAAUAAUUCUUGAUACUGAAGAUCCUGAUUUUGAUAUCUCUACGCACUAUACGUUGUCUAACCGCGGAUCCCUUCAGAUGAUAUUGAACAAAUUUAUGUAUUAUCUAAAACACACGAACAAGGAUAAUUCACGACAGUGGCGUUGUGUUGAUUAUUUAAAUAAAAAUAAAUGUCCGGCACUUAUUUUUACCGAAGGGGACCUGGUCAUUCAGAGAAUAUCGGCCCAUAACCACAGAACACAUGAAAAUAAGAUUAAAAAAAGGUUUUGCAAUGGAAAAGUAUUUACGACUAUUCAUGAAGCAGAAGAAAAUACACCACCUAAAAGUACCAAAGAUUGUAGUGAAAAUUAUAUGGAUCAUGAAUAAAAUAUAUUUAAAGAC